AUGCAUUCACUGACCGCAAAAGACGAGCAAUCCAAAGAUGAUUCCUCAAACGAGAAGCAAGACGCUAUUGAACGCAGGAGACUUCAAAAUCGGCUAUCUCAAAGGAAUCAUCGCCGCAAGAUCCGGGACAGGAUCGCCAAACUCCAAGAGCGUGUUAUCGCUAGCGAGCUCAGAGCUGUUGCAACGCUGAAUGGAUGGGAUCCAGCGAGUCCUUCAGCCGCGUCGAUGAUCGAAUCCAAGCCGCAAGGUGACAUUGAUAACAGCUCGAUGGCUUCUGCUUUGGAAGAUCCAGCAGUUUCGGAUUCCUCCCAACAGAACGUCUCCUCCAGUCUUUGUCGUUCAUGCUGUAGUCUACUUAACCAGGUGCCCGGUUCGUCGUCUCUACCCCCCCAACUUUCGCCUCUGCCGUUUGACAUUGGUCUCGCCAACGGGGUUGACUCUGCCAACCCAUCACCUUCUACUCUCUUGAACUCUCCUCCCUCCUCGUCUCAGCUCAACCCUUUCAGCUUGGACGCAUCUUUGAGUAUGGCGGGGCUUCACACUCCAAGUGAAUUCAGCUACCCGCCAUAUCCUGACCCUCCAGGUUCCCAGCAUCCUCCACAUUGUCCACACUACUAUGUAGCAACAGGUGAGACCACUGUGCCAAUACGAACAGAUAACUGA
Aspergillus udagawae is the source of this 663-nucleotide messenger RNA. RefSeq names its product transcription factor xanC (gene xanC). The record is from RefSeq and is a predicted model, not a curated record. Gene Ontology annotation, biological process: regulation of DNA-templated transcription. The transcript is spliced from 2 exons. Gene Ontology annotation, molecular function: DNA-binding transcription factor activity. Bases 1 to 663 code for a protein of 220 amino acids. NCBI's taxonomy places the organism in Eukaryota, Fungi, Ascomycota, Eurotiomycetes, Eurotiales, Aspergillaceae.